Messenger RNA from Bufo gargarizans (Asiatic toad), 2970 nucleotides. RefSeq names its product BTB/POZ domain-containing protein KCTD19-like. NCBI's taxonomy places the organism in Eukaryota, Metazoa, Chordata, Amphibia, Anura, Bufonidae. The transcript has 16 exons. Bases 1 to 2580 code for a protein of 859 amino acids. The record is from RefSeq and is a predicted model, not a curated record.
AUGGCGGGGACCGAGCUGCUGGCGGAUGACUCGGAGCCAGCACUGGGUCUCUCUGACUUCUUCCAUCUUGAUGUUGGCGGCUGGGUGUUCUCCAUCCCCACCAUGGCACUUGCUCGCUUCCGGGAAUCUGUUCUGUGGCGAGAGGUCUGCUGCUUGACUCCAACUGAUAGUAGAAGGAUUUUUCUGGACCACGACGGCUUUGUGUUCAGACACGUUCAUCAAUUCCUGCUCACAUCGCAGCUCUCAUCAUCGUUUCUGGUCGAUAUAGAUGUUUUGUAUGAACAAACCAAAGCAGUAGGUCUUCAGUCAAUGACGGAGGCCCUAGAAAAGUUAAAAGAUGAGGAACCUCAACAGCGCAUGCAGACAAAACCAGACAUGUCUGUCACUGAGAAAGCAGCCAUUAACUACUGGAAAACUCGUAAAUGUAGCAGCAGACUCUGUGAGCUGCCUCUAAAAAGUUCCCUUUUCCCAGGCAAUCAAGACAAAGCCCCCCUUGGACUCUUACACAAUCCUUUUCUUGACGUCCUGCAAGAUGUUCCUUACUGUUUCCUUCCCAUUGAUAUGCUGGAGAAAUACCCUGGACUGCUCACAGAUGAUAACUUGCUGUGGUUCGCUGAGAAUUUUGCUUUGAUUGAAUGUGGAUGUCAGGAAUUCCGAUUCAUAGGAAAUUUCUUACACACUGGAAAGUUUUUCUUGCCAGAGAAGUUUUCAAAGUUUGAUGUUUUGGAAGCUGAAAUCAAAUCCCUCGAAAUACCUGGACUCCUUCAGGCACUCUGCACUGAAAAGAAAACUUUCGGAUAUGUACAUGGUAGUAAUCCAGAUACAGCCCUGUUCUCCAGUACCGGUUCAGCUGGCAGCAAAGGAAAACGUAAAAAAGCAACAAAGCCUUUCUACAUCCUGGCACUGGAGUUAUUGGCUAAAUACCCAGACUCUACUCUAGGCCAGCUGAGCAUAGAGAGCAGUGUAGAUGGCAACAAGCUGUAUAUCACCGGCACCGGGACCCUCUUUCUACACGUAAAGAACUGGAUGGGAACAUGCAGACUUCCCUUGACCAGAAGCUUUUUAGAGAUUUAUGCUCUGUGCACUUUUCUGGACAAAGAAGAUGCUGUGUAUCAGUCGAUGAGAGAAGCUGUCAGAUCCUACCUGAAGUCUAGGACCAGGGUGGAUGGGAGAAUACUGUGUAACUGGACAGCUGACGUAAGAGCGUUCCCGAAACAUCAGAUCGUCAGAGUCUAUGUUAGGAGCCACUGGUAUUCUACAUACUUGAAAACACUGCUGAAGUAUCCUGAGCUGCUUGCCAACUCCAGGAAAGCAUGUUGGAUCACUUGCGGCUUCUCCUUGUUAGUGAAUGGCGAUGGAGAGAUGUUUAGACACAUCCUGAACUUCCUGAGACUGGGAAGCCUCCACCUUCCAUCCGAGUUCAUAGAAUGGGACAUUCUUUGUCAGGAAGUAACAGAAUUUCAAAUCCCAUCCCUUGUGAAAGCUCUAUAUGAGUGCAAGGCUUACAGAUUGUGGGUUAAAGGACGCAGAUGUGCCCACCACUUAGUGGAUCCUAAACUGGAGGUUAUGAGUUGGUUUUCAUCUGCAGACGGACUCCAAGAGAACAUAACUGUAAGCUCCAAAGGGCUUGUCCCCGAUAAGUUAGGAGAGUUAAGGAGUCCAGCUGUAAAUCUCAGUCAUUUUCUUCAUAGUAAUGAGGGUCGGGAAGUGGAUGAAACGGUACAGGACUGCACUGACUAUACAGCUGGGAGUGAAAGCAGCACCACAAUCUCUGCCUGUCAUCAGUGCAUACCCCCAGCAUGUGGUACUUUUCUAGCAUCAGAUAGAGGGAACUCACUGAAGUAUCACAUAGGUGGAGAAGGACUUCUGUACUCAGGAUGCAGAGGGGAGAUGCAGCAAGAUGGGCCUACAGUAAAGGAAGUAAUGCAGGGGUUCACUCCUGCAUGUGACUCCAGUAGUCAACAUCAUGAAUACAGUAGAUUAACACAGACUGUGAUGCAAUGCAGCCAUCCACCACUGGAUGACAAAACGGCCUCCAAUACAGAAGCUCCAUGCCUGUUGAUAGAGAGAGGAGGACUUGGUGAUCUUGGGACUAUUCUUUGGGUACAGCACCGACCCCUGCUGGCCUCUGAUGGGAGCUCAACAACUUUUGAAGACAGCAUCAUAUAUACGACUGAAAUGGAUAUCCCAAGGUGUGCUGAGGGUACAGCGGAAGAUCAUUUUUUUCUCACUUUGAAUAUGUCACAUAAAGAGAUAAUGUACGCAAGGCAGUGCCAUUCCUUCCUGAUCGGCCUAAUCUUGGACUGUAUACAGCAGGGGAACCCCAAGCCCAGUAUCUGUAACGUGAUGAGACUUGUGAGCAUGUGUUGGGCUUUUCAGAUUCCAGUCAGACAGUUUGUUAAUAACUUGAUGGUUCCAAAGUUUUAUAAAGGAAAGAAACACAAGAGAGAGGCUCUACUGUGCUGGCUAGAGUUCUCUCUGCCGUAUGCACAAAGAUAUGGCAAGUGCGUUAACAUGAUGCUGCAGAAGGGACAUCACAGGUCCGCGUCGUGUGUAACCCUGAGAAAUCUUCUAUACUAGCUUCCUCCUCACCCCACCUCUUCAGUUAAGUGACUGCAUUUUCCAGCAUCUAGGGAAAGCUAUUUUUAAGUAUUUAUUUAUUACUGAUUUAUUUAUUGCUGGCUUUAUUGGGGGAGAGUUAAAGGAAACCUGUCAGCUUCCAUAGGCUGCCCUCACUGAGGGGAGCAUAGUGUACAGAAAAGCACACUGAUUGCAGCAGACUAACGGCAUUCAGUACUUUUAGCAUGCUGCCCUCCCAUGACUCAAGAUGAUUGGCAGGUUUCUCCCUGUGAAAACUGUCAUCGUCCCUAGGCAGGGGCAGCGCGUAGCAUCAGACUCCUCUCUAGCACGACGCUAGUACGAGGUUCAGCAGGUCAGUAACCUAUAAGUACUGAAUGCUGAAAUCAGUGG